UGAAUCAAACAAGCGUCGCUCAGGUGUGAAUUCUGACACCUGCGCUGAAACUCCAGCAGCUGCACAACCUCUAACAAACCCAAAAGCAGCACCAGUGAAGGUCUGGAAGGAGGAUUUCCAAUGCUUCUCAAACCUCGUAAGGUGUUUAUAAUGGGAAGCAGCUCCGGAAAAGUCCUACCCGAGUCUUCCUCUUCCAAAAAGGGAUAUUUUUGCCUCUUCAACUCGGUUGUGAUCUUCAACAAACAAGAGUCUGAGGGUGAGAAGUGUGUGGAGAAACAACAAACCUGGCUUUGGAAGAAGAGAAGAGACGGAGGAGCUUCGGGAGAAGAGCUUCAUCUGGAGGAAAACAUUGAGAAUCGCAAUGCAAAGUUCCGUGCCAAGUUUGAUCCACGCGUCACUGCCAGAUAUGAGAUCCAGGCUCUGAUUGGUCGUGGCAGCUUCAGUCGAGUGGUUCGCGCCGAGCACAAACAAACUCGCCAACCCUUCGCCAUCAAACUCCUAGAUCUCAGAGCUCCGGCGGGUCUUGAAUCCUGCCAGGCGGAGCUCAGGGUCCUGCGACGAGUCAACCACCCCAACAUCAUCCGGCUGACGGAGGUCUUUCAAACCCUACACCGCGUCUACCUAGUCCUGGAGCUGGCCACGGGUGGAGAACUGCUGGAGCGGGUGCUUUCCCGAGGAACAUUCAGAGAACGGGAUGCAACCAAAGCCUUAUUGAUGGUAACCAGUGGCCUGGCGUACCUGCACAAUCUGGGGGUCAUCCAUAGAGACCUCAAACCUGAAAACCUGCUCUACUACCAUCCCGGACAGGACUCGCGGCUGAUCAUCACAGAUUUCGGGCUGGCGUGUUGGGAUAAGUCCGUACAGAGGGAUGAUCUGGAGUUGACUGCGGGAUUUGAGGAAAAAGGUUGGGCAUUGAGGACGCUCUGCGGGACGCCCGAGUACCUGGCGCCGGAGAUGUUGGCACGGAGAGGCUGUGGCAGAGCGGUGGACAUGUGGGCGCUGGGCAUCAUCACAUAUGUCCUGCUGAGCGGAUCAUUGCCCUUCGACCACAGCAGCCGAGCCAAACUCUUCAGGGCCAUUCUCAAGGGCUCUUACAGCUUCCAUGGGGAGCCAUGGCGGUCAGUCUCUGCUCUGGCUAAAGGCUUCAUCGAUGGGCUCCUGACUGUGGUCCCAGAGCAGCGUAUGAGCGCAGAAGAGGCUCUCCGUCACCCAUGGCUGGUCAAAAUGGCGGCCUGUUCCACCAACAAGAACCUGCAGCGCUCCAUAUCCAGAAACCUCCAGCGUUGGUCAUCCCGCGCCUCCUCCCGAUCCCCCAGCUCUGCUCCUGGAUCAAGGGCGUCCAGGAGCUCUGGCUCGCGUUUAGGCCUCCGAAAUGGCUCACAGUGCCAGAAGAACAACACUUUCAGUGAAGGUUUAGUUUGUUAG
Messenger RNA from Danio aesculapii, 1425 nucleotides. RefSeq names its product serine/threonine-protein kinase H1 homolog. NCBI's taxonomy places the organism in Eukaryota, Metazoa, Chordata, Actinopteri, Cypriniformes, Danionidae. The coding region runs from base 121 to 1425 and encodes 434 amino acids. The record is from RefSeq and is a predicted model, not a curated record. Gene Ontology annotation, biological process: protein phosphorylation. Gene Ontology annotation, molecular function: ATP binding; protein kinase activity. The transcript is spliced from 3 exons.